Molecule: messenger RNA, 669 nt
Organism: Xyrauchen texanus (razorback sucker)
Lineage: Eukaryota; Metazoa; Chordata; Actinopteri; Cypriniformes; Catostomidae
Gene: lhfpl5a
Product: LHFPL tetraspan subfamily member 5a
Exons: 3
Coding region: 7-669 (220 amino acids)
Biological process (GO): sensory perception of sound; detection of mechanical stimulus involved in sensory perception
Cellular component (GO): plasma membrane
Source: RefSeq, a predicted model, not a curated record
GCAAACAUGACUAAAAUGUUAUCUGCCCAAGAAGCCUCCAAGAUCUAUCACACAAACUAUGUGAGAAACUCGAGGGCCGUUGGUGUGCUGUGGACAAUCUUCACUAUUUGCUUCGCCAUCAUCUGUGUGGUGGUUUUUAUUCAGCCCUACUGGAUUGGAGACAGUGUCGAUACACCUCAGUCUGGUUACUUUGGGCUUUUUCACUACUGCAUUGGGAAUCCCAUCACAGGGGAGCUGGUGUGUAAGGGCAGUGCGCUGGACUUUGGAUCCAUUCCUUCUGGUGCUUUCAAAACUGCCAUGUUCUUCGUUGGGAUUUCUUUGCUGUUGAUCGUGGGAACUAUUGUUUGCUUUAGUUUAUUCUUCUUCUGCAAUUCAGGCAGCGUGUAUAAGAUCUGUGCGUGGAUGCAGCUGGCAGCUGCAACUUGCAUGGUCAUAGGAUGCAUGAUCUAUCCAGAUGGCUGGGACUCAGAAGAGGUGAAGCGGAUGUGUGGCCAGCGGACGGAUAAGUACACACUGGGUAACUGCACAGUACGCUGGGCAUACAUCUUGGCCAUCAUCAGCAUAAUGGACUCCCUCAUCCUCUCUUUCCUGGCCUUUGUGCUGGGCAACCGGCAAGACAAACUGCUGCCAGAGGACUUCCAGACGGAGAACAAGAAAGAGGAAGCAUGA